Aspergillus ruber CBS 135680 is the source of this 558-nucleotide messenger RNA. RefSeq lists its product as uncharacterized. Lineage: Eukaryota; Fungi; Ascomycota; Eurotiomycetes; Eurotiales; Aspergillaceae. The transcript has a single exon. The annotation marks the transcript as partial. The record is from RefSeq and is a predicted model, not a curated record.
CCUCGCACAAAGACUUCUGGAGUCCAAAGGUAUGAUCCAUCUGAUAUACGUCCUGAACAGUCUUUACAUAAUGGUUUAUAGGCAUACGCCAUAUCCGAUAUGUCUCUUUCUCUGGCUGCUAUCUUCAGUGCUGGGCUGCUUGGUUAUCAGAACGAGGAGCUUUUAGUAUAGCAGGAUACUGCUCUCACUGAAAAUGUUUCUGUUUUGGAAAAGGCAGAACGAAUGCCGACUACGGUGGAUGAUGCUUUGAAUGCUCUUGACGGGAAGUUCGAGGAUAUCGAGGCUAUGGUGGAAAGUAAGGUUGUCAAGCACUACCUCGGGAUCAAACGGUGGGAGUCGAAUUGGGUGAAGGAAAUGGAUACUAAGGAAGUGCGCUUUUUACAAGGCUGUUCUAGCGAUGCCAUUUCGUCGUAUAUUGCGGUUAGAUAGACAAAUAGAUGAAACGGUAUAUAUCUAGGACCAAUGUAAGAACAAUGAAUGGGGGCAAGAACAAGGGGGUCAAAAUCAUAAAGUUUCAUAAUGAACACUACUACCUAAGGCUUAGCACCGGAAAUGCCG